This is a messenger RNA of Parasteatoda tepidariorum (common house spider), 1035 nucleotides long. Its product is annotated as pre-mRNA-splicing factor 38A. The record is from RefSeq and is a predicted model, not a curated record. NCBI's taxonomy places the organism in Eukaryota, Metazoa, Arthropoda, Arachnida, Araneae, Theridiidae.
ACUUAAGCGUUUUCGAUUAGGCAAACAAACAAUUAUAGAAACAAAGUUGUUUAACUGUUAAAAAUAAUUGGCUUUUUCAGUCUGAGAAUAUAACUGAUGUUUAAAUUAUGGCGAAUCGAACUGUAAAAGAUGCUCAAUCUAUUAGAGGUACUAAUCCUCAAUAUUUAAUUGAAAAAAUUAUUCGAUCCCGUAUUUACGAUGCCCGAUACUGGAAGGAAGAAUGUUUCGCUCUAUCUGCCGAGUUACUUGUGGACAAAGCUAUGGAGUUGAAAUUUGUUGGCGGUGUCUAUGGUGGUAAUAUAAAACCAACACCUUUUUUAUGUCUAGUUCUUAAAAUGCUUCAAAUACAACCGGAGAAAGAUAUUAUCAUCGAGUUUAUUCGUCAGGAGGAUUUCAAGUACGUGCGUGCAUUGGGAGCUUUUUACAUGAGAUUAGUUGGAACAUCACUGGACUGUUACAAAUAUCUAGAGCCUCUUUACAACGAUUACAGAAAACUUAGAAAGCAGGAUCGCCAGGGAGAAUUCCAAGUUGUAUUCAUGGACGAAUUCAUUGAUGAACUUCUUCAUGAAGAAAGGCUAUGUGAUGUUAUUUUGCCCCGAAUCCAAAAGCGACAUGUUUUAGAGGAAAAUAAUGAGUUGGAGCCUAGAAUAAGUGCUCUCGAAGAUGAUUUGGAUGAACCAGAAUCCGAGGAUGAAGAUCUAAAAGAAAAUGUCACCGCUGUUGUCCAUGAAAAAUCUCGAAAUAAGAGCUCAAAUGAAAGUUCUCGCAAAGAAAAAUCCUCUGAAUCCCGUCGACGACAUAGCCCUUCUCCUCACAGACAUCGUUCAUCAAGACACCAAGAACGAGAAAGCGGCAGAAGGCACAAACGCAGCAGAUCAAGAGAAAAGCACCAUUCAAAGAGAGACAAUGAAAGGCGUCACCGUUCACGGUCACCCAGAAAAAAGAGGGAUCAUGACCGUAAAAGUCAUCAUAGCAAACAUUAACAUUAUUUCACAGCUUAAAUUUUAAAAAUAAAAGAAUACUACAUUAUAGUAA